This is a messenger RNA of Sycon ciliatum, 2020 nucleotides long. RefSeq lists its product as uncharacterized. The coding region runs from base 139 to 1407 and encodes 422 amino acids. Gene Ontology annotation, molecular function: alpha-galactosidase activity. Gene Ontology annotation, cellular component: cytoplasm. The record is from RefSeq and is a predicted model, not a curated record. The transcript has a single exon. Gene Ontology annotation, biological process: oligosaccharide metabolic process; glycoside catabolic process. NCBI's taxonomy places the organism in Eukaryota, Metazoa, Porifera, Calcarea, Leucosolenida, Sycettidae.
UCAAACUCAAAACAAAGUCACAGAAGCCCGAGGAGGUUGAUGGAUUGAUAGUUUCCACAAUUUUCGCUAAUAGCAUUGUUCCUCGAAACUCGCCCCUUCUCCGUUUUUCCAAACAACUGGUGCCUAGCUCCUGUUGCGAUGGUCGUGACUCUCGCGUUACUUGUUCUCUGCUGCCAGUGCCUGCAGCAUGUCAUUGCUUUGAAGAAUGGCCUAGGUCUCGUACCACCAAUGGGCUGGAAUACUUGGUGCACGCAAGGGUUGUGUGGACUGGACAGAUGUAACGACAAAGAGGUCAGAGAAAUAGCGGACACAAUGACCACGAACGGAAUGAAAGAGCUGGGUUACGAAUACAUUAAUAUGGACGACUGUUGGGCAGACAAACGGGACGACAACGGCAACAUCGUGGCUGAUCCGAAACGCUUUCCUGACUUCGAGGCCACCAUUCGAUAUGUGAAUGAGAAAGGCUUCAAAUUUGGUGUGUACACCGAUGCAGGCAUAUACACGUGCAGUACUGGAACGCGACUGCAUAGAAUACCUGGGAGCUAUGGUCAUUACGAGCAAGAUGCCAAGACAUACGCAUCCUGGAAUGUGGAGUACGUGAAGAUGGAUUGGUGCAAUACAAAACUAAAUGGAACGGACCUGGAUCCACACGUGCAGUAUGCACAGAUGUCGGUUGCCCUGAACGCGACAGGAAAGCCAAUUUUCUUCAACUCGUGUGAGUGGGGCAAAGACAGUCCAUGGGAGUGGAUGAGGACCUAUGCAAACUCAUGGAGAUCCGGUCCCGACCAUUCCGAUCACUGGGCGUCAACGCGUGACAUUAUUGAGCACAACAUUGGGUUGGGCAAGUAUGCAGGACCUGGUGGUUGGAAUGACCUUGACUUCCUGAUGACCGGUGGACAGGGCUGUGGUAUUUUCUUCAACGAGCCAGGCAAGCACUGUCCAGGCAUGACCGACACCGAGUACAAGACAGAGUUCAUCAUGUGGUGCAUUAUGGCCUCUCCGUUACUGGUUGCCACGGAUAUCCGUAACAUGACUGACGUCAUGAAAGCUACGCUUCUCAACAAGGAGCUCAUUGCAGUUAAUCAGGAUAAGCUUGGGGUCGGCGGAGAUAAAGUGGGGAAUUGGAACUGCUCUGGGAAUGCCAGCCUCUGCCAGCUGUGGGCUAAGCCAUUGGUCAAUGGGACAUUUGCCAUUGCUGUUUACAACAAAGAUGAUAAUGAAGCACACAACAUUACAUUUGACUUUGGUCUUCUCCCGGGCAUGACUGGUAAGAAAGCACAGGUCCGUAAUUUAUAUACGCACGAAGAAUAUGCAUCACCUAUGGCAAGCAUCACCGCACCUGUUGAACCUCACGGCACAGAAGUCUUCAAACUGACUCCAAUCACCACCGACAACACUUCAGCCUAAGGGCGGAUGUUGGAAGAUAGCGCAUGUACAUAUUUUCACUGUGCUGUGUGUUCUGCAGGACCAUACUUAUAUCAGAAACACUCUCAAGCCCCCAAGCAUUGACCACUAUCGUUUGAAAUACACUAGAGCUUAAUAGUUGUGCACAGGUGCAUGGAUCCCCCCAUUUUACUAUGCGAGUAGUACACAAAUCAGUAACGGGAACAAGGCUAUUUGGCUCUGCUCUCGUGCUGGUAUCCAGCACUUUUGCAAGUAUUUAGAAACUUAGCUUGUGUCUUACGGCAGUAUACCGGUAAUAUUCUGUGCAGAACUGCAGAUAGUAGAUACAUGCAUGGCUGGUGGUAGAUAAGACAAACUUUGAAGCACUGUGGGUAGACAUUAUGUGUUCAGUCUACUAUUUACCUGGCCGGUUGGCCUACUGUUCAUCUAGAUGUACUUCAGAAUAGUAUAGCGUACUUCAGAAUAAUAAUUAUAUUACAUGCCUGCCCAAUGCCCAUGUCUUCUUGCCGGCAUGGACAAGUAUAUCUGUUAGUCUACGUGUCUAGGAUUUAUUUUCUUGCUUGCCGCGUAACAUUCAGAAAAGCAGCAAUAGUACAUUGCUGCUGCCGUAAUUCCA